AGUGUCCCUGACGCAACCCUAAGUGAGCACCAGUUGCAGUGUUAUGAUAAUCCUCCUAGAUAAAAUUUUUAUUUCUUUGAGAAAAGUCGUCAGUGAUCAACUUUAUUUUCUAUGUGAAUAUGAAGAUAAGAUUGUUGAUUGCAUAGAAAUUCUGUGAGAUUGUUUUUGCUUAUGGUGAGGUGUGAGGUGUUUAUAAACACAUACUUUCGACGCAUUUAUUUAAACAUUCAGUGUUUGAUUUUUUUAAUUGAUUGCUAAUAUGGAUGUAGAGUUUCCAGUGCUACAAAAUUCUAGUCUCUACCAAAGAAGGAUCUCCACGAACCCAUGGAUACUUCCGGUAAAAGUGAUAAAACUGUUUAUUCUGGGAAUACUGGUACCAUGCUUAUUAAUAACAAUUCCCUUGUACCUGAGAUAUCGGGUCUACAGCCAUCAAAUGUAUCCUCUUGCAAUGUCAGAUAUGAGAUUGAUCGAUAAUAAAGUUUCUACAACUUGGUGCCAGAGGCAAAGAGUUAGUGUCAAUGCCACUUUCAACGCUUUUUUAUUGUCGAAGACUCCUGAAAUGUCUACGGAUAAAAAACCAAUGUCUAUGGUUCGAGAACUAUCCCUAGAAGAUGACACCAAGGAGUAUUGGGGAUUUUAUUUAUUGAAAGGGACUUCUGUGACCGUAUCAACAUGUGUAAGGUGGCCUGGAGCGUCCCUUAUUAUGAUCCGAGGUCACAAACAUCUUCAUGAAUGCGCCUAUAUUGGAGACAACUCUUCCGAAGAGCUUGAAGAGCAAAUGGAGGCGAUUCGUGAGAACGCCUUUGUCGAUUCGGACGAGAAAAAAGCUGACCAACCCGCAAAUAAUCCAGAAGAGAUGAAACGGCACAGGCCUGAAGUUAAAUUCCACAGUGAAAUGCAGCAGAACUACAGUAAAAGGCUAGAGCAGAGUAUUGAUAAUAUAGAAGUUACGGAUUGGAAAGAUAUGCGAGCUGUUCUUCUAGCAUUACAAGAAAAAAGCAAAAAUUAUAAAAGUAAACUACCCCAGUUGAACAAACAGCACGUACAUAGAAACUCAACCAUUGCAGUGGAUGAAACUAAAAAUUUUAAAAUAGAUAAACCAAAAAACCAAACGUCAUCUGAAGAAGCUUUGGAUGAUAUCAUGUCAAGGUUAACCAAAAUGGGCGAAAAAGGAACAAGAGUGCUAGAAAAAGUGAAUAACAAAUAUAUGAGUAAGCCAAAAGAACAUGUGUUGGAUAUCAAAGCUAGGCAUUAUUCAAAACCGGCAGUCGUUUUUGAAAACGUUGACCAAGCGAGGAAGAAACGAGAAUUGGUACUCGAACAAGCCUUGGCUAAUAAUGAAGAUGAUGAAGAACAUGAUUUAGCCCUUGAAGAAGAAUUCCAUCCUGAUGGAAUAGCCGAUCAUCGAGGAACAUUUAAUGAGACUUCCUUAAAUGACAUGAGCAACAGUGAAUUUUGGUCGUCAUUUUCUAGUUCAGAAGAAGCUUUACUAAAUUGUGCGGGCUUGAUAUUAAGUUUACCGCUUCUACCUCAUAGAAAAUGUGUUCGAGAAUAUGUGGACGAAGAAAGUUCUAGAGAUAACACUAUUUCGUAUAAGGUACCUCUCAAUGGAUACUAUUUCUUUGUGUUCAAUAGUGAAAAUGAAGUACAAACCAACUAUGUUCGAGUCCAAUUCGACAUCGAGAAAACUGUUUACAACAUCUCUAACCCAGUUGCCGAAUGUAUUAAUGCUUCUGACACGUGCACUGUUGACUUGAACUUUUUUUCAUCAGAAAAGUUAGUAAUGGAACUUCCAUUAGUAGAUAACGAAUCUUUAUUUAAUGAAGAAUAUAUCGUCCUAUCGGAAUGUGAACCUAGAAGCUCGGUCUAUGCGGUUUUUGUGAUACUUGUACCUAUAUUGGUGAUAUUUUUUGCGUUUUCCUGAAGCUGACAUUCUAUUGAAUUAAAUUGAAUUGAACUAGUCAUUUGUUACAAAGUACAAAUUGAUGAAAUUGUUGUGAUAGUAUUUUGUGAUUAUGCAAUAGUGUGCUGUAUUAACUUUUUAAUGGAAACUUAUAUUUAUAUCAUAUUGACAUUUAAAACAAUAUUUAUUACUUGACACUAAAAAUGUAUACCUUAUACUAACCUUCUACCAUAGUAAUUUCUCUAUAUUAUUCCGUUAUCUGGAAUUUCAUCCCAGGUUCUCAGUGGACUGUCAACUUGUUCGACAAGUUUCUAUACUAAAAGCCACAGCAUUGUUUAUAUAGGGAUAGUUGGUCAGCCCAAUAGGAAAAUUUGUUAGAUUCAAAUUGAGACAGUCACCGGAUGUCCCCACAAUUUCUGUCAGGGUCGCAACGUCAAAAUGCAUAGACACCAACUGGAUACGAUCCUAUUCAUAAAACCCAAACUCGCAUACAUUUGAAGAAAAAUAAAUAUAUAUGGAAGAAAAUAUUUAGAAAUUGAAUUAAUGAUGUCAUGCUAUUAUAUAUACAGGGUGUCCCGAAAAGAUAGGUCAUAAAUUAUACCACAGAUUCUGGGGUCAAAAAUAGGUUGAUUGAACCUCACUUACCUAUAUACAAUAGUGUACACAAAAAAAGUUACAGCCCUUUGAAAUUACAAAAUGAAAAUAGAUUUUUUUUUCAUAUAUCAAAAACUCUUAGAGAUUUUUUAUUGAAAAUAGACAUGUGGCAUUUUUAUGGCAGCAACAUUAAAAAAAAAUUAAAGUGAAAUUUGUGCACCCCAUAAAAAUUUUAUGGGAGUUUGGUUCCCUUAAACCCCCCACCCCCCAAACUUUUGUGUACGUUCCAAUUAAAUUAUUAUUGCGGCACCGCUUGUUUAACACAAUGUUUUCAAAACUUUUUUGCCUCUUAGUACUUUUUCGAUAAGCCGGUGUUUAUCGAGAUAUUUUGAAUAUUUGUCGAAUCUACCACAUAUUUGCAAUAUGGUUAAGUACGAUUGUAGAGACCUGUUAAUAAUCUGAAAAUUUAUAUAUAAUUUGCACUUUUGGGUAUAUUUUGAAAAAGAAGCUACAUCUCGAUAAAACGUGACUUAUCAAAAAAGGACAGAGACAAAAAAGUUUUAAAUUCACCGUGUUUAACUAAUGAUACCACAGUAAUAGUUUAAUUGGAACGUACACAAACAUUUGGGGGGUUUAAAGGAACAAAACCUCCAUAAAAUUUUUAUGUAAAUAUAUUAAAAAAGAAGCCGCAUCUCGAUAAAAACUGGCUUAUCGAAAAAAUACCAGGAGGCAAAAAAGUUUUAAAAAUGUUGUGACUAAUGGCAGCACAAUUAUGAAAUUAUUGGAACGUACACAAAAGUUUGGGGGGUUUAAAGGAACAAAACCCCCAUGAAAUUUUUAUGGGGUGGAAAAAUUUCACUAUAAUUCUGUUUUAAGAUGUACCUGCCAUAAGAAUAAUACAUGUCCAUUUUCAAUAAAAAAUCUCGAAUAGUGUUCGGUAUAUUGAAAAAAAUCGAUUUUCAUUUUGUAACUUCAAAGAGCUGUAACUUUUUUUAUGAGCAUAUUUGUACUAAGGUAAGUUAGGUUCAAUCGAACUAUUUUUGACCCCAGAAUGUGUGGUAUAAUUUAUGACCAAUCUUUUCGAGACACCCUGUAUAAUGUAUAGUAUAGCAUGACAUCAUUAAUUCAAUUUCUAAAAGUACUCUUCUAUAUAUACUUCGUCCAAUUUACUUACCGUUGCACGUCAUCCGCGUCAUAGCUUGUAACAUAAUACCAACACGAAAUAUUUAGGCGGUAGGUGUGUUCUUGAUGACGUGCAACGGUAAGUAAAUUGGACGAAGUAUAUUUAUUUUUCUUAAUAUGUAUGCGAGUUGGGGUGUUAUGAAUAGGAUCGUAUCCAACUUGGUGUCUAUGCAUUUUGACGUUGCGACCCUGACAGAAAUUGUGGGGACAUCUGGUGACUGUCUCAAUGGCAGCUAUGUACGCCGUUGCUCCCGCUUGGCGGCGCUGGUAUAGUUAGAGGGGGGGUCAACGUUUUGACAAUUCGUGAAAUUUGUAUAUGGUGUCUUUGUUUACGAUUUAAUAAAUAAUAAAUUAUGGCAGAAAUAUACGGAUCUUGGGACUGUUUGUACGUUGAAAAACGAAUUGAGGAGAAGGAAUGUGAGAACUGGAAAAAAGGAAGCGCUUUAACAGCCUCCACUGUUUAUAUAGCCAUCUAUUUCCUAACUGCCCUGUCCCAGUUUCUUAGUCUCUUGUUGCCACAAGAUCAAAUUUAUAUUUUUUGGCUUCGUUUACUAGAUGCUUCAGUUUCCCUUCCUGGAAUGAUUUACUUAUAUUCCACGUUGCUAUUUUAACUAUGUAGUUCUUCUUUAUUGUCAUUAUCUCAUUUAUUAUUUUUCGAUUCUUGUUUCCGUUUUCUUUGCUGGGUCAUCUUUGUUGGGUCUCCAAAUACUGCAUUCAAUUCUAGUUUUUUGUUAUGUCUUCCUCUAUUCUUUCCAGCUGUUCGUUUUCUUUAUUCCAUUUCCAUAAUUCAUUGUUUAUUGUCUGUCUUUGGUAUCCUGCUAUUUCUUUUGAUUUUCUCUUCCUUAGCAAUUCUUAUUUUGACCAUUAUUUCCCUAUCCGUCCUUCGUCAGAUCAUCAUUUAUGCAUAUUCUUUCUCUCAGUUGCUUGAGUUUUAUCUUAUUUUGCAUUACUUUGGUCUUUUCUGUCUUGCUAUACGUCUCUACCAAAUAUAUUUUGUCUCCCAGAUUUCUUGCUUCAUUAACGUUUACUUUUACUCGCAUUUCCUUUUCUAUGAAUUUUUCUACCUCCUACACUAGCAAGAGUGGUUGAUCGGUGUCAAUCUGCAGUUCUUGAAUCACAAUAUUUUUCCUUCUUCCCUCUCUUUCUAAUUUUUGUACUCUUUCGUUGGAGAUCUUUAAUUCAUUUCGUAAUUGAUUAAUACCUUGAAGCGCCUUUUCAUUAAUACGUUUCAGUUCUGGAGAGUUACUGGAAAAAAGGAAGCCCUUAUCGAAGGGUAAGCUAUAUUAAUCAUCGUCUUAAUAUUUUAUUUCUAUAGCUCAGACCAAAAUAAAAAUAUUUAUGUUGAUCUGAGUUUUAUAGUGAAGUAUUCGAUUUUUUACAGUCGAAACCAGGGGCAAUACGUAAUCUAUUUCAACAAAAUGUUUAUUGUAGAUACGUGCAUUUAUUGUCGGUAGAUAUUUAUCCCUUCUUAUUGCUACAAUCCACUUUUUUCUCAUCAGAAUAUCUUUGGGAAACCUGUAUCCUGAUGUUCUCAAUAAGCACAAAGGCACAUCACAACAUUGAGGCAUUUUAUUUUCUCAAAUUAAAUUCACACAGCGAAACAAAUAUGCAAUAUUUACUAAGAAAUAGAUUGAUUUGAAUAGUUGACUCAUCUACGUUGAGCUUUCCAGAUUGGCUGCCAUUUGAAUCAAACAUAUUUACCUAUUGGGCUGACCAACUAUCUCCCUAUAUAAACAAUGACCACAGUUAGUAUACAGUGCAGGUAGAAUAGAGCACUGUAUUUCUUACGGGAGAACGGUGGUCGACUACGUUGCCGGUUUUCUCAGAACCGGUGAUUUCUCAGUCUAUCGCAAAACUACCACUGUGCCUACAUGAGCGGCUUCGCGGUGCGUCGUAGGGCCAACACUGCAUUCUAACAGUUAGAAUCUAACUAUGGCUUCUACUUUAAGUCCCUGUCAGAGUGCAAUUACUUGGAAAUCUAGAACAUCUGCUUUUUAAAACAAUGUGGAAUCAUCAAGGCUAGACAGGUUCGGUGACGUCAGGACAGAGACACUUGCAACGUCGGUUCAAAUAUAUUUCGUGUGUUAUUUUUAGUUUCUAUGGUUUGUUUUUAAACCAGGAGGAGUAAACUAAAAAGAGAGAUUCGCACACAAGAAAGUCACUAGAAAAAUCACCAAUAACAUCUUCUUUUUUGGUUGAUCAUGUCGGGUUUCGACGAUAAUCCAUAAAUAUUAUAUUAUACUAAUACGUCGCCAUCGCUAAAGAGUUCUAAAAACAGCUGCUGUUUUUUUAUAUAAAAGCAGACUAAAAAUUUAAAAAUUAAAGGAAUAGCGCAGAAAAUACAAAAUAUCGAUGAUAUAACUUAUUAACCUAUUAAAUAUCAUUAGUGUCAAAAUUUCAUAAUAGUGGAGUAAACUUGCCUAUGAUUGAACCAAUUACAAAUAAGCAUUACGGCGCGGUAAAUUUGAAUUACUCCUCCUGGUUUAAAAACAGAGCAUAAUAGAGAUUAAGGUAUAAUUAAAUAAAUGUAUUGAUUCAGUGAAUCUUAGAUUAGUUGAAAAUAAAAUAUAUUUUAGUACUAUU
This is a messenger RNA of Diabrotica virgifera virgifera (western corn rootworm), 6262 nucleotides long. RefSeq lists its product as uncharacterized. The transcript is spliced from 7 exons. The record is from RefSeq and is a predicted model, not a curated record. Lineage: Eukaryota; Metazoa; Arthropoda; Insecta; Coleoptera; Chrysomelidae. The coding region runs from base 260 to 1924 and encodes 554 amino acids.